UUCAGUUCUCUCUGACUCUUUGACCAGUGAAAACUCAAAUUAAAAACUGAUCCAAGAUAAAGUCUAGUGCUCUAAUCCUAAAUUUAUUGAGACGUUAAAAUUUGUACAAUAUUCCACACCAGGACAAACGGUCUCUCAUAGUCGUCAAUAGUUAAUUAGAUUUGUCUUGAAUGAAUAAUGUUUUCUCGUGGUUGUUUUAUCGUGAAAUGUCUGUGUAACAGCUGCAAGGGAAUUGAAGGUAGUAUUUACGUUGGAAACGAGUGAAGAUCGGCGUUUUGUGGGACUGCCAGAUGUUGAUAACGAAGUAAACUUCUUUGCUAUCUACACAUGACCCUAAAAAGUUGAUUACAGAGGAAUAAACGAAAUUGAGAUAUUUAGGAAAUUGAAUUAAUAACGAAGUCACAUCUUUAUUUUUUCCUUUAAAAAAAACUGAUAAAACAUCAAUUUCGUCAUGGCGGGCAAGAUGAAAAAAUUUCUAUCAAGCAAGGAAACGCGGGACUGGCUCAUGAGCACUCACUUUUGGGGACCAGUAAUGAAUUGGAUGAUACCACUGGCUGCUAUUGCCGAUACACAAAAAAGUCCGAGUAUCAUUAGUGGAAAAAUGACUCUAGCACUGACUUUGUAUUCACUAGUUUUCAUGAGAUUCGCUUUCAAAGUUCAACCGAGGAAUAUGUUGUUGUUUUCGUGUCACUUCACGAAUAUGGGAGCACAAUUAACGCAAGGAGCGAGAUUCAUAGAUUAUCAUUAUUUGGAACCCAAAAAAUCGAAGGAUAAUUGAUUUCUAUUUUUAGAUUUAUCAUUAACAGAUUAAAUAAUUCAUUAAAGAUCGCAUUAUUUUCAUA
Fopius arisanus is the source of this 842-nucleotide messenger RNA. Its product is annotated as mitochondrial pyruvate carrier 1. Gene Ontology annotation, biological process: pyruvate import into mitochondria. Lineage: Eukaryota; Metazoa; Arthropoda; Insecta; Hymenoptera; Braconidae. The record is from RefSeq and is a predicted model, not a curated record. The coding region runs from base 452 to 778 and encodes 108 amino acids. The transcript is spliced from 4 exons. Gene Ontology annotation, cellular component: mitochondrial inner membrane.